Messenger RNA from Rhipicephalus microplus (southern cattle tick), 1722 nucleotides. RefSeq names its product glutathione-specific gamma-glutamylcyclotransferase 1. Gene Ontology annotation, biological process: glutathione catabolic process. Gene Ontology annotation, cellular component: cytoplasm. The record is from RefSeq and is a predicted model, not a curated record. Gene Ontology annotation, molecular function: glutathione specific gamma-glutamylcyclotransferase activity. Lineage: Eukaryota; Metazoa; Arthropoda; Arachnida; Ixodida; Ixodidae.
GUGGCAGUGCUGUAUAUCGCGAGCUCCACAGCGUCGAAGCGCCACGCCCCACAAGCAGCGCCCGUUUUUUCCCGAUGAAACAAGCAGCAAGCGACACACCCGCAAGGCUACAAUUACGCCGUCGCCGACAUUCAAAAGCGUGCGGAAGAAACCGAAUGACGCCCCAAGCGCGCGCUCGCAAGCUGCAGGGCGCCUUGCAUCAUCCGCAAAUGUGGUGGGUCACGUGGCAGCCAACGAGCGCCGCCAUUGGACCAUAGCUCGGCACCGCAGCGCCCCUGCACCGGUUUUGCCUCUCAUCUUCUUCCUCCUUGCAAGCGCGUCGUCUGCUCUCGAUGGCCGCCCCGGCGUCUGCUCCGGUUUACCUAUUCGCCGGUAGUUUAAUGCACGCUUAUUAGGAACCCUGAAUAUUUACAGAAAAUUUUGUCAACCGUGACACGUCAAAUCGACGACACCCAAGCUCCUACCCCUGCGUCAGCAAGGCAGCAUUCGCAGCAAGGACUUGAACUGCUGCUGCUUUUUGGAACGAGAGUCAAGAUGGGCUCGUCGUCUGGUAUCUGGGUGUUCGGCUACGGAUCUCUCGUCUGGAACCCCGGGUUCGAGUUUGUGCGAAGUCAGAUCGGCUACAUUCGCGGCUACGACCGCAGGUUUUGGCAAGGCAACGACAAGCACCGCGGAACGCCGGAGAAGAUUGGCCGGGUGGCGACCCUUGUCGAAAGAGAAGAGGGCCAAGUGUGGGGCAGGGCCUUUUUACUACGGGAGGACGACGCCAGCUCGCGAGCCUCCCUGGGAUACCUUGACGAGCGCGAGGCCCAGCUUGGCGGCUACUCGGUCAGCUUCGUCCAGUUCAGGCCCAGGGACCCGCGCGAGGAACCAUUCCCCGCCCUGGUGUACAUCGCGACGGCCAACAACCCGCUCUACCUGGGACCAGCCAGCUCCGUCCAGCUGGCCGACGAGGUGAUGGCCGCCAAGGGCUUCUGUGGCGCCAACGCCGAGUACGUCCUCAAGCUGGCCCGUUUCAUGAGGGAGGAGGUCCCGGACUGCUGGGACGACCACCUGUUCACGCUCGAGUCCCUGCUGAAGACAAGGCUCAAGGAUUCGUGGGAGCUUCUGCAGGAUAUGAGCGCCUACGAGCCACCCAUGUCAGCCUGGGAACAGCUGCGACGAUUGUCCUUAUUUUCGGACAACGGGGACCAGGAGGAUCGAGAAAGAGACGCUGAGGCUGAGCCUGCAGCCGCAGGCGUGACCAACGACUUCGCCUCGAGCGUGCCGUCAAGGAAGCUCAGGUGCUUGGACAUGUGAACGGACACUGUCCUUCUCUGCCGAUACAAGUGCCCCUCGGAACUGCUUGUGGUCCGCUGCGCCUUAGGUGACGAAGAUGGCUGUCUACAACAGCUGGAUAAAGAGAAGCCUGGUGGCGUGGAGAAACUAAAUUUUAUUUAUUUGUGUUUCUGAGGUAUCUAUGACAUAACUGCGAUCUCUCGUGUUCCGUCCCAGUGAGACGUAAUGUUUAUCGGACGUGAGACAUUCGUGUCAGACAAACGUCGUCCAUGGGUACUCGCGCUUACCUGUCCGGGACACAAUGAUGGGCUCGAAACGCCAUGCUGGUAGCCCAUUAGUCCUCAUUACUUUGGCUAAUAUUUCUUCAAUUACCAGCGCUAAUUAUCACUUGCUAAUUAUCGCGAAUAUUGUCAGUACAAAAUUUGGAAAGAACUAAAUACCUUC